Molecule: messenger RNA, 2877 nt
Organism: Olea europaea var. sylvestris
Lineage: Eukaryota; Viridiplantae; Streptophyta; Magnoliopsida; Lamiales; Oleaceae
Product: G-type lectin S-receptor-like serine/threonine-protein kinase At1g34300
Exons: 1
Coding region: 140-2674 (844 amino acids)
Biological process (GO): protein phosphorylation; recognition of pollen
Molecular function (GO): protein serine/threonine kinase activity; ATP binding
Source: RefSeq, a predicted model, not a curated record
AUAACGUGACUCCACCUGUGUCCCAACAUCUAAAGUCAACUUCUCCUCCACCAAUCUACACGCACACACACUCAGCGUGUAAUAUUUUCUAUAUAAACAUUUAUACGUAUCAAUUUAUUCAGUGUGUGCUUGAAAAGAGAUGUUACAACUAGUAUUAAAUGCAUUCACCCUGUUGCUCCUCUCUCUCCUUGCCACAUUCGCCGCCGUGUUAGCGGCGGAUAUACCACUCGGGUCGACCCUUUAUGCAUCCGACCCGAAUUCCAAAUGGACCUCUCCCAAUGGCACAACUCUUUCCUUCAUUACCGACUCGGUUGACACUGGCGGCGCUGCUGCCCUGUAUGCUGCUAUUACCUUCAACAGCAUCCCCAUAUGGAAAGCUGGUGGCUCUUCAGCCUCCGUGAAUUCCUCUGCCGUCGUCCGCCUUGUCGCCUCCGGCGACCUCCAGCUCCUGCCUUCCUCCACCUCCACUACUCCUGUUUGGUCCUCCGGCACGGCCAAUCUCAGCGUCACUGCGGUUUCACUUGAAGAUUCCGGCAAUUUGAUCCUCAAGAACGCAUCUGGGUCCGCCGUGUGGACCUCCUUCGACCACCCAACUGACGUAAUUGUUCCGACGCAAAGUUUCACUGUAAGACAUACUCUUUCAUCUGGGCUUUACUCAUUUAAGCUGCAAAAAAAUGGGAACUUGACGCUUUGGUGGAAUAAUUCAGUUGAGUAUUACAAUUCCGGGCUGAAUUCUACCAUGAAUUCGAACUUAAGCAAUCCAGUACUUGACAUUCGAUCUACUGGAGUCCUCACACUUUCCGAUCCCACGCUAUCGAACUCUCUCGACUUAGCUUACAGCAGUGAUUAUGGGGAGGAAGGGAAAAUACUAAGGUUUCUCAAAUUAGAUGAGGAUGGGAAUUUGCGCAUUUACAGUUAUAUCUCAGGUAGUGGAAAUCAAAUUGAGAGGUGGGCAGCAGUGGGUGAUCAGUGCCAGGUUUAUGCAUUCUGUGGCAAUUUGGGAAUAUGCAGUUACAACGAUUCAAACCCGAUUUGUGGGUGUCCUUCGGAUAAUUUUGAACUCGUUGAUAAGAGGGACAGCAGAAAAGGGUGCAAGAGAAAAGUUGAGCUUCAGAAUUGCCCAGGGAGGGAGAAUAUGCUGCAAUUGGAUCAUUCCAUGUUCUUAACUUACCCUCCUGAAUUAUCCACGCAAAUUUUCUACAUUGCUAUCUCGGCUUGUAAGUUGAAUUGUCUUGCAGGUUCUUGCAAAGCGUCUACUUCCUUGUCGGAUGGAUCGGGGCAGUGCUACUUGAAAUCCAGUGACUUUAUCAGUGGGUAUCAUUCGCCUGCAAUUCCUAGUACUUCUUUUAUGAAGGUUUGUGGGCCGGUGGCGCCUACUCCCUCCAUGGAUGGGACGGGUGGCGGGAGAAGGAAUGGAUGGAAGUUGUCAACGUGGUUAGUUGUGGUGGUCAUGGUGGUCACAAUUUUGGGGCUGGUGGUUGUUGAGGGCGGUUUGUGGUGGUGCUGCUUUAGGAAUAGUCCUAAAUUUGGAGGAUUGUCAGGACAUUACGCACUUCUUGAGUAUGCAUCUGGUGCACCAGUGCAAUUCUCUUAUAAGGAACUUCAGAAGGCGACAAAGGGUUUUAAGGAGAAGCUUGGAGCGGGAGGAUUUGGGGCCGUUUAUAGAGGGGUACUUGCGAAUAGGACGGUGGCUGCAGUGAAACAGUUGGAGGGGAUUGAACAAGGUGAGAAACAGUUUAGAAUGGAGGUGGCAACAAUCAGCAGCACUCACCAUUUGAAUUUGGUGAGACUGAUUGGAUUCUGCUUGGAAGGGCGACAUAGGUUAUUAGUAUACGAGUUCAUGAAAAAUGGUUCUCUCGAUAAAUUCCUCUUUAUCUCUAAGGAACAAUCCGGAAAGCUUUUGAGUUGGGAAUAUCGUUAUAGCAUUGCUCUCGGGACUGCAAAGGGGAUCAUGUACCUGCACGAGGAAUGCCGGGACUGCAUUGUUCAUUGUGAUAUAAAGCCUGAAAACAUACUUCUUGACGAGAACUACAAUGCAAAAGUAUCCGACUUUGGUCUUGCAAAGCUUGUUAAUCCAAAAGAUCAUAGGUAUAGAACCUUGAAGAGUGUGAGGGGGACUAGAGGAUACUUGGCUCCAGAAUGGCUUGCUAACCUUCCAAUAACUUCCAAAUCCGACAUCUACAGUUAUGGGAUGGUGUUGUUGGAGAUUGUAAGCGGAAGGAGGAAUUUUGAUGUAUCAGAAGAGACAAACCACGUGAAAUUUUCAGUGUGGGCGUACGAGGAGUUUGAAAAGGGCAAUUUUUACUCCAUUGUGGAUAAAAGGCUUCCCCGGAAUGAGAUAGAUAUGGAGCAAGUGAUUAGAGCAAUUCAGGUUAGCUUUUGGUGUAUCCAAGAGCAACCGUCUCAAAGGCCUAUGAUGGGUAAGGUGGUUCAAAUGUUGGAAGGGAUCACUGAAAUUGACAAGCCACCGGCCCCUAAGGCCGCAAUCGAGGGUUCUGUUGGGGGAACCAGUUUAUAUGCUAGUAGUAGUAACAGCGCCCUCUCGACUAUUACAGCUUCAGUGCCAGCUCCUUCUUCUUCCUCGUCCCUUCAAACUGCAGGAAUAUUGUCCUCUGCCUCAGGAAAGCAGGUGAAUCGGGAGUCUUCAUCGCCGUUACAUUUGGAUACAAAGUAAGUCCGUGUUGAUUUUGCCUGCAGGAAUUGGAUCAUUCUUAUUUCCUCAUGUAACAAAUUUAUCAUCAAAUUUAUUUUGUCAGUAUAAUACUAUAUCGUUUUGUUUGUAUUGCUUUAGCUGGCUAGGCCGUUCACAAGACUUCUGUAUCAAGAAAUUAAAUAAAUUGUAUUUAAAGUAUAAGAAUUAUUCACGUCUCCAAUUUA